GGAUGACAGCGGCUGCCUCCCUAGUCUCUUUGGCCUGGGCCCUGGCCUCCUACCAGAAGGCCCUACGGGAUUCUCGGGACGACAAGAAGCCCAUCAGCUACCUGGCCGUCAUCAUCCAGUUCUGCUGGCACUUCUUCACCAUCGCUGCCAGGGUCAUCACUUUCGCCCUGUUCGCCUCUGUGUUUCAACUCUACUUCGGCAUCUUCAUUGUGCUGCACUGGUGCAUCAUGACCUUCUGGAUUGUCCACUGCGAGACAGACUUCUGCAUCAGCAAGUGGGAGGAGAUUGUGUUUGACAUGGUAGUGGGGAUCAUCUACAUCUUCUCCUGGUUCAACGUCAAGGAGGGACGGACAAGGUGUCGGCUCUUCAUAUACUACCUGGUGAUUCUGGUGGAGAAUGCUGCUCUCAAUGCGUUGUGGUACCUCUACCGCUCGCCCCACACCACUGACGCCUUCGCAGUGCCAGCUCUCUGCGUCAUCUUCAGCAGUUUCCUCACCGGAGUGGUUUUCAUGCUCAUGUACUAUGCCUUUUUCCAUCCCAACGGGCCUCGCUUCGGGCGCUCGCCGAGUGGCCAGGCACUGGACCUGGACCCCACUGCUCAAUUCUCCACGCUUCCGUCCGAAGGUGCCACCAACUCGCUUCGUUCCAACCGGGGUGCUACCACAACUCUGGAGCGCGACAUGGGGAAGUAUUCCGAGCGGGACGGCUGCAUGCCAGUUUUUCAGGUCCGACCCCCAGCGCCAUCCACGCCAUCGUCCCGUGCUCCGCGCCUCGAUGAGACCGUCAUCAAGAUCGACCUUUGCAGGAACCGCUACCCUGCGUGGGAACGCCAUGUCCUCGACCGCAGUAUACGCAGGGCAAUCCUGGCCAUAGACUCCUCACCGACUCCUCCGCGGCUGCAGUACAAGGACGACGCUCUGGUGCAGGAGCGGUUAGAAUAUGAGACCACGUUGUAGUUCCACUGCUCUCAGAACCCAAAGAGGGGUGCUGCGGUCAAAGGAUUAUCCUGCUAUCACAAGUAGAGCAACAGGGUCUGUGGCAAUAAGAAUUUGUUACUAACAACAAUCUCACGUUCCAUCUCUCAUUACCCCUUUUCUUUUCUAUUCCGUAGCGCCACCAAGGAUGAAAGACGGUAAGCUUUGAUUGGUCGGGGUCCAACGUGUAGUAGUUUUGACCACGGCAAGAAGCGAUUACUCUAGACCGUUUCGACUGAAUUCCAUUGCUAGGCUAAAGCUCGGGUCUAUGAGUACUUCCUGUCAGGUUAUGUUAUGAACUUAGACUGCAACACACAAAAUUAACUGGGACACAUUUAAAAUGUUUAUGUUUACAACUGUGAAAGGGGCUGUAAUUGCCCAAUGUGACACAGUGACCAUAAAUAUUGUGUGUUCCAAACAUUUUCUUCUUUGGCCUAGACAUUCCAUUAUUCUGGGAUGAUGCUGGUCUUCACUGGAAAAAGGUCAUAAAGAACUGAACUAGUAGCAUCUAUACAUAGUCAUUGUGUUUUGUUUGGGUACAAUUAACCAAACGUGGCAGGAGGGAAGGAUGGGAAGCGACAAAGAUGAGGUGAAAGCUGGACAGACACAACCUCACUGUUUUCUCCUAUAAGAGAUAAGUCAAACUCAAACAAUGCCAAAAAAAUAUCUUCCUGGCAGCUCAACUCAACUACUUGCAGUCCGGCCUCAUAAACAUGGCUGUGCUAUGACCUUUGUGGAGGUGAUUGUGUGGGGUGUGGAUCAGGAGGCACAAGCAAAAGCGCUGAGAUGAAAAUGGGAAGGAAGACACAUAACAGUAAUCUCAGCCAAACUACACCAACCACCAGGAGAUCUCUGAUACUACAUACAUCAUUUGUUUACUUUAGAGAUGACGUAGAGGGUACUGAAGUCAUUGUUUGUGGUUUGAGUGUCCAUAGUCUGCUUUUUCUUUCAUAAACACGUCAUCUUCUGGGCAAAAUGUUCCAGCAGCUUUUAACAUCGUAACACCGAGCCACACAACAGAGCAUGGUGCCGGCUUAGGAAUGCUAACAAAGUGUUUUUUGAUUAGCUGACAUCCCACAUUAAGAGCUUGAUAUAAGACUACCAUUGUACCACAUAUUAUUUUUAGGAAAGGGUAUCUGAUGGAAUCCAGACAUUUUCAGAGAGGGAUGCCUAAUGCACAGACAAAAAACAACAAUAGGACGUGGGUGCAAGUAACAAAGUGUACCUGUACCAAAUUAGACUACAUUUUAGGUGAAGUAACAAAGGAAAAAUAAUAUAUCUUAAUGGAAGUUUGAGAUUAUGUUAGCAUGGAUGCUAAACUCUACAGAGAGGGCUGAUGGAGACUUACUUCUAUACAUACAUACUGUAAGGUUCUUUAUACAGUAUUCAAAACAUUAGUAUAUUAGCAACGAUGUACUAUGCAAAGAUAUAGUGGUUUCUGUGUGUUGUAAUUUGAGCUCCUCCGUGCUUUCAUAUCGAGCCAGUCCAGCAGGGUAUGCAUGCUAGCGCAUGUGAGUCCUUUGUUUGGCUAGCUAAUGGUCACUGUUCUGCACUGCGCUUACACGGAGGUUGGCUGUUACGUUUUCUAAACAUCCUCGUCCUUACCCACAGGAUGUAGCGCAAACUCAGAAAUCAGCCACCCUUCGUUUCUCCCUCAGGUCAACAUAAAUUGACCAGAUUUUCACAAUUAAAACCGGGGACAUUUUGAGUUUUGCGGUCAAUAUAUCAUUAACAUAUCACAUUUUCUUUACUGUUAAAGAAAAAAGGGGGACAAUUCUGGUUCAAUGUAAUUCGAACAUUUUAACUGCUGUAAUAAACUGAUGUGUACUACUAACUUACGGAGCCCUGGAGGGUUCAUUGAGAGAAAAAUAAAUAAAACGUGGCCACGUUUUACUUUCUCGUUCGCACGAGU
Notothenia coriiceps (black rockcod) is the source of this 2886-nucleotide messenger RNA. RefSeq names its product XK-related protein 4-like. Gene Ontology annotation, cellular component: plasma membrane. Gene Ontology annotation, biological process: engulfment of apoptotic cell; phosphatidylserine exposure on apoptotic cell surface; apoptotic process involved in development. Lineage: Eukaryota; Metazoa; Chordata; Actinopteri; Perciformes; Nototheniidae. The record is from RefSeq and is a predicted model, not a curated record. The transcript is spliced from 2 exons. Bases 3 to 956 code for a protein of 317 amino acids.